Hemibagrus wyckioides is the source of this 3075-nucleotide messenger RNA. It is a transcript of the gene slc6a14, whose product is annotated as solute carrier family 6 member 14. Gene Ontology annotation, biological process: sodium ion transmembrane transport. Lineage: Eukaryota; Metazoa; Chordata; Actinopteri; Siluriformes; Bagridae. The record is from RefSeq and is a predicted model, not a curated record. Gene Ontology annotation, molecular function: L-proline transmembrane transporter activity. The coding region runs from base 25 to 1908 and encodes 627 amino acids. The transcript is spliced from 14 exons. Gene Ontology annotation, cellular component: membrane.
CAUUACUGUGUGCCACAUUUGAGUAUGAGGGAACACAACAUCACACAUUUAGUGCUCACAAACCAUGUUGCAGAUGUUCAGCAAAACAAUGCAGGUAAGAACUCUCAUGUUGGAAGCAGGGAUGAAAACGCAGACAGGGGGAACUGGAGCAGUAAGAAAGAAUAUCUGUUGUCUAUGAUUGGAUAUGCAGUCGGACUUGGAAACGUAUGGAGGUUUCCAUACCUAGCGUACAAACAUGGAGGGGGAGCAUUCCUCAUUCCCUACACGAUCAUGCUGUCAGUCGCAGGGCUGCCACUCUUUUUUAUGGAGAGCUCAGUUGGACAGUUCUGUAGUCAGGGACCCAUUAACAUGUGGAAAGCUGUGCCAAUAUUGCAAGGUGUUGGAAUUACCAUGAUGCUGGUUAGCACUUUUGUGUCGAUCUACUACAACGUCAUUAUCGCGUAUAGCAUCUACUACAUGUUUGCAUCAUUUCAGUUCCCUUUGCCAUGGAGCGAUUGCUCAAGCUGGUCAGAGAAAGACUGCAACAAUACUGUUAGAGAACUUUGCAAAAUGAUUUCCUAUAACCAGAGUCUUGUGGCUGGGGAUCAAAACUGUUCAGAAGAGAUUAGUGCACCAUUACAGAGCUCCAGUGAGCAGUACUGGGACUAUGUGGCUCUCCAGCGCACUAGCAGUAUGGAUGAGACAGGGCCGGUGGUCUGGCACUUGGCGCUCUGCCUGCUACUGGGGUGGAUCAUGAUCGCUGCUGCUCUUUACAAAGGCAUCAAGUCUUCUGGGAAAGUUGUGUAUUUCACGGCUAUAUUUCCAUAUGCUGUCCUGCUCAUCCUGCUAAUCCGUGGUGUUACUCUGGAUGGUGCAAGAGAUGGCAUUGAAUAUUACAUUGGCUCCCAGUCUAAUCUUACAAAACUGGCUGAGGCUGAGGUUUGGAAGGAUGCAGCCACUCAGAUAUUCUUCUCACUGUCUAUUGCAUGGGGUGGUCUAACAGCACUGGCUUCCUACAACAAAUUUUAUAACAACUCGUACAAAGACUCCAUUAUAGUGUGCGUCACAAACUGCAGCACUAGCAUCUUCGCUGGAUUUGCCAUAUUUUCCAUCCUUGGACACAUGGCACAUAUCUAUAAGAAACCAGUUUCAGAGGUUGCACAGGCUGGGUUUGGACUGGCUUUCAUUGCUUACCCUGAUGCCCUUUCCAAACUUCCUAUAUCUCCGCUGUGGUCCAUCCUGUUCUUCUUCAUGCUCAUAACUCUUGGCCUGGACUCUCAGUUUGCUGGAAUAGAGGUGAUCACAACAUGUCUCCAGGAUGCCUACCCCAGAAUCUUAAAAUCUAAACGAGGCCCAAUUACCGUAGUCAUCUGUAUCAUACUCUUCCUGCUUGGCCUGCCAUGUGUCACUGGAGCAGGUAUAUACUGGGUGAAUCUGAUAGAUACCUUCUGUGCUGGAUGGAUUCUUCUUGUCGCUGGAUUGUUGGAGGUCUUCGGUCUCACCUGGUUAUAUGGUGGAAAUCGGUUUAUUCAUGACAUUGAAAUGAUGAUUGGGACAAAGACCACCUUUUUCUGGAUGUGGUGGAGGGCUUGCUGGUUUUUUAUCACUCCUGCUGUUCUUCUUGUCAUUCUUAUCUGGUCAUUGUACACGUUCACUGCACCCACAUACGGCUCAGUGGAAUAUCCGCAGUGGGGCAUUGCUCUGGGCUGGUGUAUGACUGCCUUCUGCCUCAUGUGGAUCCCAACUGUGGCUGUCUGGAAGAUAAUGAAAGCUAAUGGAAGCUUGUGGCAGCGGCUCAAAUUAACGUCUUUGCCCACUGAAGACUGGGGUCCCUACUUGGAACACCACAGGACUGAUCGCUAUGUUCGCAGAGAGACAAAAGACACAAAUCUCUUUGUAAUCACAAACCAAAACACCACCAGAUUGUAAAGUACUGUACUGUUGAGUCAUAUUUGUGUUUUUGUUAGUUACAUCCAUGUUUUGUAAGUUACGUCGUCACUGCUUUGGGGAAAGUACAGUAUAAACCACAGUAUCAUCUCACCAGUCAUGUACCUUACUUACUGUAUAUAUACAGUUACAAUUACUGUGGACACUACGGACAAUUCCUCCCCAGCCACCAGAGGACUUUGAUUGUGUUCACUUGUUUUGUAUUUUUUCUAUAAGUGAUCCUAUUUAAGUUCCUUGUUUUUCUUCUUAGGUGGGUGGAGCAUUAUAUGUUAUAUGCUUAUGUCUGCACCUGUAUUUGCAUGCGUGUUAGAUUACGGUUGCUGUUUGCAUGAUGAAUGGCAUUUGUUUUCAUGUUUAAGUAUUCAUGGGCUUUCACAGUCUUUGUUGCUAGUUAUUCUACAUUAAAAUCAUCUCCACCCCAAUACAUGACAUGUACUUUCUCAACCACCAUCAACACAUGAUUGAAUUGAACUUCUCUUUCAUCGUUAGCACCUCAUCAGCAUCCAGUUCAAAUGUUUUGACUUGGCAACUUAUACCACUUUGACUGAUAAACAGUAACACCCACUAACAUUCCACUUCUAUUUCAGUGUCUCUGCUGUGCGGAGGAUGCUUCACCACACACAUAAUAUCUAGCAAUGAGUAGGACGCAUUCUUCGUUAAAUAACAACGCAUUUUCAAUACAGAAAUCAGUGUGACGAAUCAGAAACUGUAACUAGAGAAACAAUACCAUAGUUGGCAGAGUGCAUUCAUACAUCUGUGAGUUGCCUUUCAGAGUUAAUCCGCACCUUCUGACCAAUCUGAACUUAUUUAAACAAUAAGGUUUUAUAAAGUUUAAAGUAGAAUUAUUCAUGAAGUCAUCCUAUAUUCAUUAAUGAGUUUUCAAACAAAAACACUUUAAUAUUAACUUAUCAUUGCUUAGUGCUUAUGACAUCAAGUAUUUGCCAUAAACUUGGUAAUUGAUGCCUGAUACAUUUCCCCAUCUGUGACGCUGUAUUGUUCAACAGUCUUUCCUUUUUCUACAGUGUGUAUGUUCUAUGUCAAACUUCUAUUUAACAUCCUUGUCAUGGUCAUUAUUUUCCAGUUUGUGUAAUGGAGGAAUGCUUUGAAUUAAUGGUGUUAAAACCUACAGUGUUUAGCGGUUUCAUGUUU